Molecule: messenger RNA, 765 nt
Organism: Symbiodinium natans
Lineage: Eukaryota; Dinophyceae; Suessiales; Symbiodiniaceae
Source: the annotation of a GenBank genome assembly
AUGGGUGAGCCAUGCGCUCCAGACGUUCGGACGCUGGAUCCGCACAGCGCCUCUGCAGCAGAGCGUCUUUUCGACAGGAUGAUGGUGGGUUCUGGCGAAGGCUUCUUUGACCGCUGCGGGGGCAUCCUCGCUGACGACAUGGGCCUCGGGCCCCGGAAGACAUUGAUGACCUUGUGCUUCCUGAGCUACCUCAAGGUGAAGGAGAGGAUACCGGGCCCGGCCCUGGUAGUGGUCCCGCUCAGCUGUGCGGGAAACUGGUUGCGGGAGGCACGGAAGUUCGUCCCGCACCUGUCCAUUGCGAAGGUCUGUGGCUCCUCGAAGGAGAAAUCCUUCAGCCUCGAUGACGAUGAUAUCUGGUUUGGGAUGAAGGACAUCAUCGUCACGACCUACGAGACUCUGCCGCAUCUUGCAGGCCCUGAGGACUUCUUCGGCCGGGUUUUCUGGAAGGCCGUGAUCUUGGACGAGGCGCAUCGCGCCAAGAGCAGCACCAGCAAGAUCCGGGAGGCCCUCGAAAUGACACAGUCUGCGAGCCGCUUUCUCCUGACAGGGACGCCGCUGCAGAACAACUUGAAAGAGCUCCACGCGCUGCUCAAGUUCCUCUGGCCGGACGUGCUGGCAAAGCAGUCCGAGGUUUUUGAGAACGCGAUUCAACUGCCUGAGUUGGCCGCCAAGGCACUGUUUCUUGCCCGGUGUCGGUGUGAAGUUCAGGGCUUGAGUUGGAUCUCUGCCAAACAGGUGUCCCGGGACCUUAGCAAGCCUGUGUAA